AUGGCGACCGAUCAGGUGACCGAUCAAGUAAAUGGAAAUGGUACAGAAGAACCAAUGGACAUAACUACAGUGGACACAACUGCAGCUGAAGUUAAACAUUCAGACCAUUUCCAGACUUUAUUAGACGCUGGUUUACCUCAGAAAGUUGCUGAAAAAUUAGAUGAAAUUUACGUAGCAGGUAAGUGCAACUGCCGUUUUUUGUUGUGUAAUCUAUUUGCAGUUUGUAUUUACCAAAGCAACUUUGUCUGAUUUCUUUACAAAAUGGGUACAAACAAAGCAAUCCUCACCAUACCAAAAAACUGUAUUUCUGAGUGGGAAUUUGAAUGCAUUGUGUCUGGACAGAGUAGAGAAGCUAUGGCUUAAUGUGGAUGGAAGCCUAUUGUGGAUUAUUAUACAUUUUGAAACUGAGAAGCUGGAGUGGGUGGAUGGGGGAGGGUUGUCUUGAUAUGGUCUCAGGGGCAAUCUGAGGCCAGCUUGGCAUAUGCAGGAACAAUGGCACCAGCUGCCUAGACUGGGACAAUUGAUGUCCCCAGAAGCACAUUGUGGACAUGCUAAUUAUAAAUAAUAUAAAUAAAAGCAUAACAGGGCUCAUAAGACAUCUGUAUUUACAAGUACAGUUGACUGACCUGGGUUACAGUGUGAUUAUUGCUUUUGCUUGUGGGUGCAGAUAGCAAGAUAGUUUCCCUCUUUUGAUAAGCUGCAUGUUUGUUAAUUCCCUUAUGUUUCUGUUAUCAUAAAUAAUUUCAUGUUUUAUUCACAACUAACCUACUACUUGAGAACUGGUUACUUUUUCUAGCAAUAUUGACUACUUUCUGUUUUGAUUGUCCACAUGAUGAUAUCUAUUACUCAAAUCCUGGAGCAACUGAACAUUGCUGUGAUGGUUUACCGCUAAGAUCUGAUUGGACAUAAUGCCAUGUCUUAUUGUGCUGUCAUUGGCAAACAAAAUGGUUAUAUUUGGAAUGUCUCUCUUCUACAGGACUGGUAGCGCACAGUGACCUAGAUGAAAGGGCUAUUGAAGCCUUAAAAGAAUUUAAUGAAGAAGGUGCUCUGCAAGUCCUGCUUCAGUUUAAGGAAAGUGAUCUGUCGCACGUGCAAGUAAGUGGAUGCUACGUUACACUUGGUUGAGGAUGAUUUUCUGAUUUAAGGAAACGCUGGGAGGACCUAAAAGCUCUAAUUUAUCCUUGCAGAACAAAAGUGCAUUUCUCUGUGGAGUAAUGAAGACUUACAGACAGAGGGAGAAGCAAGGGACCAAAGUUUCAGAUUCCACAAAAGGACCAGAUGAGGCAAAAAUAAAAGUAUGUCAACACCAGGAAGUUUACUUUCCAUGCUCUUUGUAGAAAUGAAACAUGCCUGUUCCAAUCUCUUCCCACCGCCUUGGCAUAUUGUAAUAGUUGGGUAUUUGUUGGCAGACUUGAUCUUGACUCCACUUAGCUUGUCAGAGUAUUAUACCAAGGUUCCAAAAGUCUGUCAAUUUAGGCUGUGACAAUAUAUUUUUUUGCAUAGCUGAAUAUUUUGGUUAUUUGUGACAAUCAAGCAUUGUUUUUGUGUAGUUGCAACAUUUAAUCUAUUUAUUUUGAUAAUGUCAGGCGCUGCUUGAUAGAACCAGCUAUACACUUGAUGUGACAACGGGUCAGCGGAAGUAUGGAGGCCCCCCUCCAGAGUCUGUGUAUUCAGGUGCUCAACCCACUAUUGGAACAGAGGUAAGGUCUUUACCUUUCAGUGAACAAACACUUAUGAAUGAGACCAUCAAACAUCUACAAAUCGCUGUUUGUCCUAAUGAUGACAUUUGUAGUUCUGGAGUGACUCUUGUUACACUUUUAUGUCCAAGAUGGCGUAGCAGUGCGGUCGUGUAAAUAGCCUGUUUUGCAUUUUAUUUUAUUUAUCGUACAUAUUUCCCUAUCACACUUUUCGUCCUUCUACUAAAUAUACUUUCCUGCAACCCGCCUCACUCAAUGUGGAACGGAUUCUAUUAUUUGACUUACCUUUUAUCUAGAAUCUCCAGUUGAAACUAACUAGCCAGCUAACUAGCUACUUGCUAUUAGCCACAGUUAGCGGUUUUCACCCAGAACAUCGGAUUUUCUGCCGGAAUAACUGAAUCACUGGACAUUAACACCGGAUCGCAACUAGCUAGCCACAACCGAAUGGAUGUUGCUGUUGGCUAAUCACCACUGCCCCCGAAGCAAGCACCAGUUAGCCUUGAGCUAGCCUCGAGCCAGGCCCAUAUCCCGGCUAUCUACCUCUCUGUCUACCGGACGGGAGUAGCCAGCUAACUAGCUACUUGCUAUUAGCCACCGUUAGCGUUUUUUCACCGUUGUCCGUGGCCUGCACUACCUACCAGCCAGCUCUAGCCUGGACUAUUAUCGGCCAGUCUGCACUGUCUGCACAGCGCGUUAUCGACCCAGAACAUAUCGGUUUUUCUGCUGGAAUCACUGAAUCACUGGACCUUUAACUCCGGAUCAUCGCAACUAGCUAACUGCAACCAAAUGGAUGUUGUUGUUGGCUAAUCAGCAUUGAGCUAGCCUCGAGUCAGGCCCAUCUCCCGGCUAUCUACCUCUCUGUCAACCGGACGGGACCUCCUAGAGUCGACACGGAGCCCCGCCGAUCCAUCACGACUGGUCUGCCGACGUAAUCAUCUGUGGUUUCAACAGGCUUCCCAUUGCGACGACCACGAAGGUCCAUCUGCUAGCCCCGGCCCACUAGCACACGCAAACAACAGCCAUGCUUCCUGCUAGCCUGUGCUGUAGCACCAAUUCGAACUGCUCUCGGACUCACAUAUUGCUGUUCACUGGACCUUAUGAUCACUCAGCUGCACAGCUGAUGCCUGCUGGACUGUUCCUUUACACUGUACCCUGUCCUGUUUAUCUGUUUAGCUUCAGCCCAAACUUUCAUCGCCAUUACCAGUUGUUGUCUUAAUUCUCUCUAAUAACACCUGUGAUUUCUUUAUGCCUCUCUCCCAUGUCAAUAUGCCUUGCCUAUUGCUGUUCCAGUUAGUUGUUAUUAUACAAUUUCACUGUAAAGCCCCAAGUUCCUCUCAAACUGCCUCAAAUAGCUCCUUUGUUCCACCCCCCAUACACGCGGAGACCGGCUCAAUCGGUGCCUCCAGUGAUGCUAUCUCUUUCAUUGUUACCCAACGCUUAGGUUUACCUCCACUGUACUCAUAUCCUUCCAUAUCCUUGUCUGUACAUAAUGCCCUGAAUCUAUUCUACAACGCCUGGAAAUCUGCCCCCUUUACUCUCUGUACCCAACGCACUAAAAGACCAGUUCUUAAAGCCUUAUCCUUAUUCUAGUCCUCCUCUGUUCCUCUGGUGAUGUAGAGGUUAACCCAGGCCCUGCAGCCCCCAGUAUCACUCCUACUCCCCAGGAGCUAUCAUUUGUUGACUUCUGUAACCGUAAAAGCAUUGUUUUUUUGCAUGUUAACAUCAGAAGCCUCCUCCCUAAGUUUGAGUUAUUCACUGCGUUAGCACACUCCGCCAACCCUGAUGUUCUAGCAGUGUCUGAAUCCUGGCUUAGGAAGGCCAUCAAAAAUUCAGAAAUGUCCAUCCCCAACUACAACAUUUUCCGUCUAGAUAGAACUGCCAAAGGGGGUGGAGUUGCAAUCUACUGUAGAGAGAGCCUGCAGAGCUCUAUCAUUCUAUCCAGGUCUGUGCCCAAACAGUUUGAGCUCCUACUUCUAAAAAUCCACCUUUCCAGAAAUAAGUCUCUCGCUGUUGCAGCUUGCUACAGACCCCCUUCAGCCCCCAGCUGUUCCCUGGACACCAUAUGUGAAUUGAAUGCCCCCCCCCCCCCCCCCCAUCUAUCCUCAGUCGUACUGCUUGGUGACCUAAACUGGGAUAUGCUUAACACCCCGGCCAUCCUACAAUCCAAACUAGAUGCCCUCAAUCUCACACAAAUUAUCAAGGAACCUACCAGGUACAACCCUAAAUCUGUAAACAUGGGCACCCUUAUAGAUAUCAUCCUGACUAACUAGCCUCCAACACUCUACUCAGCAAAUUGGAUGUAGUCUAUCACAGUGCCAUCCGUUUUGUCUCCAAAGCCCCAUACACUACCCACCACUGUGACCUGUACGCUCUUGUUGGCUGGUCCUCACUACAUGUUCGUCGUCAAACCCACUGGUUCCAGGCCAUCUAUAAAUCACUGCUAGGCAAAUCCCUGCCUUAUCUUAGCUCAUUGGUCACCAUAGCAGCACCCACCCGUAGUCUGCGCUCCAGCAGGUAUAUCUCACUGGUCAUCCCCAAAGCCAACACCUCCUUUGGCCGCCAUUCCUUCCAGUUCUCUGCUGCCAAUGACUGGAACGAAUUGCAAAAAUCUCUGAAGCUGGAGACUCUUAUCUCCCUCACUAACUUUAAGCAUCAGUUGUCAGAGCACCUUACCGAUCACUGCACCUGUACACAGCCCAUCUGAAAUUAGCCCACCCAACUACCUCAUCCCUAUAUUGUUAUUUAUUUUACUCUUUUGCACCCCGGUAUCUCUAUUUGCACAUAAUCUCUUUCACAUCUAGCAUUCCAGUGUUAAUACUAAUUGUAAUUAUUUUGCACUAUAGCCUAUUUAUUGCCUUACCUCCAUAACUUGCUACAUUUGCACACACUGUAUAUAUAUAUUUUCUGUUGUAUUUUUUGACUUUGUUUUUUUACCCCAUAUGUAACUCUGUGUUGUUGUUUUUAUCGCACUGCUUUGCUUUAUCUUGGCCAGGUCGCAGUUGUAAAUGAGAACUUGUUCUCAACUGGCUUACCUGGUUAAAUAAAGGUGAAAUAAAAUAAAACACAGAGCUUACAGCUAAGAUCUGGCUGGGCAGAAAUUUAAAACACUGAAGUGUAACAAAAAAAAUCCCCCCUUAUGCCCUUGAGUUCCAUUAAUAUUUUAUGUGUAUACAUUUCCAGAACCGAGCACUUUCACAUCUGCUCACAGAUGUUUCUUCAUAACAUGUUCCCUCCCUUUCCAGAUAUUUGUUGGGAAAAUUCCUCGAGACUUGUUUGAGGACGAGCUGGUGCCGCUCUUUGAGAAGGCGGGACCUAUCUGGGAUCUACGUCUAAUGAUGGACCCCCUUAGUGGACUGAACAGGGGCUAUGCCUUCGUCACUUUCUGCACGAAAGAGGCUUCCUCAGAAGCAGUAAACCUGGUGAGUGUCUCCGUGCCUUGACUAGGGUUGCAAAAUUCCAGGAACUUUCAAUACAUUCCCUGGUUUUCCAGAAAUCCUGAUUGUAGGAUUCCGUAUUUCCUGAUUAUACACUCCUGAUUCCGGGAAUCCUCUAACCGGGAUUUCGGAUAAACCAGGGAAGAUAUUGAAAGUUCCCAGAAUUUUCCAAACCAAACCUUGACACUCCAGUUAUGGCAUCCUCUACAGCAGGGAUCUCCAACAGGUCGAUCGUGAGCUACCCCACCUACAGUAUCAGUCAAAAGUUUGGACACACCUACUCAUUCAAUGGUUUUCUUUAUUUUUACUAUUUUCUACAUUGUAGAAUAAUAGUGAAGACAUCAAAGCUAUGAAAUAAUACACAUGGAAUCAUGUAGUAACCAGAAAAAUUGUUAAACAAAUCAAAAUAUAUUUUAGAUUCUUAAAAGUAGCCACCCUUUGCCUUGAUGACAGCUUUGUACACUCUUGGCAUUCUCUCAACCAGCUUCACCUGGAAUGCUUUUCCAACAGUCUUGAAGGAGUUCCCACAUAUGCUGAGCACUUGUUGGCUGCUUUUCCUUCACUCUGCGGUCCAACUCAUCCCAAACCAUCUCAAUUGGGUUGAGGUCGGUUGAUUGUGGAGGCCAGGUCAUCUGAUGCAGCACUCCAUCACUCUCCUUCUUCGUCAAAUAGCCCUUACACAGCCUGGAGGUGUGUUGGGUCAUUGUCCUGUUGAAAAACAAAUGAUAGUCCCACUAAGCGCAAACCAGAUGGGAUGGCGUAUCGCUGCAGAAUGAUGUGGUAGCCAUGCUGGUUAAAUGUGCCUUGAAUUCUAAAUAAAUCACUGACAGCGUCACCAGCAAAGCACCAUCACACCACCUCCAUGCUUCACAGUGGGAACCACACAUGCAGAGAUCAUCCGUUCACCUACUCUGCGUCUCACAAAGACACGGCGGUUGGAACCAAAAAUCUCAAAUUUGGACUCAUCAGACCAAAGGACAGAUUUCCACCGGUCUAAUGUCCAUUGAUUGUGUUUCUUGGCCCAAGCAAAUCUCUUCUUAUUGGUGUCCUUUAGUAGUGGUUUCUUUGCAGCAAUUUGACCAUGAAGGCCUGAUUCACGCAGUCUCCUCUGAACAGUUGAUGUUGAGAUGUGUCUGUUACUUGAACUGCAUUUAUUUGGGCUGCAAUUUCUGAGGCUGGUAACUCUAAUGAACUUAUCCUCUGCAGCAGAGGUAACUCUGGGUCUUCCUUUCCUGUGGCGGCCCUCAUGAGAGCCAGCUUCAUCAUAGCGCUUGAUGUUUUUUGCGACUGCACUUGAAGAAACGUUAAAAGUUCUUGAAAUGUUCCGGAUUGACUGACGUUUCUCUUUGCUUAUUGGAGCUGUUCUUGCCAUAAUAUGGACUUGGUCUUUUACCAAAUAGGGAUAUCUUCUGUAUACCACCCCUACCUUGUCACAACACAACUGAUUGGCUCAAACGCAUUAAGAAGGAAAGAAAUUCCACAAAUUAACUUUUAAGAAAGCACACCUGUUAAUUGAAAUGCAUUCAAGGUGACUACCUUAUGAAGCUGGUUGAGAGAAUGUGAAGAGUGUGCAAAGCUGUCAUUGAGGCAAAGGGUGGCUACUUUGAAGAAUCUCAAAUUAAAAUAUAUUUUGAUUUGUUUAACACUUUUUUUUGGUUACUACAUGAUUCCAUAUAUGUUAUUUCAUAGUUUUGACAUCUUCACUAUUAUUCUACAAUGUAGAAAAUAGUAAAAAUAAAGAAAAAUCCUGGAAUGAGUAGGUGUCCAAACAUUUACUGGUACUGUAUGAGUAGCUCGCCAAACAAUUCUGAAAGUACAUGCAAUUUUCACAUGUUCCACUGCAAACUGUGAUAAACAAAUCUCACAAGUAUCAGCUACUAUCUAAUCAACGCAACAUUGACAGCAUCCCAACCCCUGGUUAGCCACUAUUGGCUUAAAAAGCUAACUCUAACACAGUAUCUGCCAAUGAGUGAAAAACAAAACAAGUCUAAAACCAGCAAAAAAUUAAACCAAACAUAAUUUGGGGAAACAUAAUUUGGAGAGACAUUUUUUUGCUUUUAUAGGGCCCCCUUAGUAGUUUUAUUAACCAUGAUUUUACCAGGUAUAUUGACAGAACACAGUGCUCUACUUUUUCUUGUACACUAAGGACCCGGGGAAGAGUUGCAGGGGAGGGAGGAGAAUGUACCUAUUUGAAAGCCACCAAAAAAUGAGUAGCUCAUACUUAAGAAGGUUGGAGGACCCAGCUCUACAGUAUUCCUCAUGUCUAAUAUGAAAUGUAUUUUCAGGCUUUAUCGGUUUAAUCAAUUUGAAAGUAUGAACUUUCUGUGCCAUGGCGGUUUCAUAUUUAUGCUUGUCACCCUGGUUGACGAAUUCCUCUCUUUCCGUAGUGUAAUAAUCAUGAAAUACGCCCCGGCAAGCACAUUGGAGUGUGUAUAUCUGUUGCCAAUAACAGGCUGUUCGUUGGCUCCAUCCCCAAGAGUAAAACGAAAGAGCAGAUGGUGGAGGAGUUUGCUAAAGUCACAGGUAAGAAAAAUCUUUGCUGAUUAGUGAGAUUGGGGCUCUUCAUUUUAUUAAGUUAAUGACAUGUCUUGUGGUUGUAACUAACUACAUCAAGAUCAGAUUUGCUUUAGCUAUGAGAAUGUGAUAUUUAAUGCAGUUUAAACCUGACCUGACUUUUUCUUUUUCCAACAGAGGGUCUUAAUGAUGUCAUACUGUACCAUCAGCCGGAUGACAAAAAGAAGAACAGAGGUUUUUGCUUUUUGGAAUACGAGGACCACAAAACUGCUGCUCAGGCCAGACGCAGGCUGAUGAGUGGCAAGGUGAAAGUCUGGGGGAACAUGGUUACUGUGGAAUGGGCAGACCCCAUCGAGGAACCCGAUUCAGAGGUCAUGGCCAAGGUAGGUGCUCUGCUGAUUGCAAAGUGAUGAAACACUGGAUAAAUGAUGUGUAUCCCAAAUGACACCCUAUUCCCUAUAUAGUGCACUACAUUUGACUAGGGCCCAUUGGACCUGCUCAAGAGUAGUGCACUAUAUAGGGGAUAGAGCGCCAUUUGGGAUGAUACCAGGGUUUCUGAAUGGUGCCAAAUUAACUUAAUCUUGGGUAUACAAAUCCCUCUGUUGAAGGAGAAGGGAAAAUGUUUCGUUUCCCACCUGAAGUCUUGCUUGCAGUUUAACAAAAUACAACAGCUAGUCUUUAACUGGGUAGAGAUCACACUUAUGUCUUUGUGGAAACCAUGUACUUGAAAUUCUUAAUACGUUUCCUUUCAUGCAUUUCAACCCACAGGUCAAAGUUUUGUUUGUCCGAAACCUUGCGAACAGUGUUACGGAAGAAAUACUGGAAAAAUCCUUCGGCCAGUUUGGUAAACUGGAGCGAGUGAAAAAGCUGAAAGAUUACGCCUUCAUUCACUUUGAUGAGCGGGACAGUGCAGUCAAGGUACUGACAUUGAGUGAUAAUAUAAUGAGAAUACACUGCUGUAAGUACAUGACAGUGUAUAGGUGUGUAAUUGUAUGAUGACUGUUGUUUGCCACCAUCUCCACAGGCAUUGGCUGAAAUGAAUGGCAAAGAUCUAGAGGGAGAGCACAUUGACAUAGUCUUUGCAAAGCCCCCCGAUCAGAAGAGGAAAGAACGCAAAGCUCAGAGACAAGCAGCCAAAACAAACAUGUAAGAAGUCUUCCAAAAUGUUACAAAUGUUACUGCUCUUUACAAAAGGCUCCACUUUUCAAAGCCCAAUUUGAAAUGGUUGCAUGACUGAUUCUAUGUUCUAAUCCCAUAAGAACAGUUAUGAGUCCAUGUGUGUACAGUGUCUUGAAAGUUUUUGCAUGGUUCUGCUUGUUUUUGCCCUAUAGGUAUGAUGAUUAUUAUUACAACUACGGCCCCCCUCAGUUGCCCCCUCCCACAAGAGGCGGCCGGAGUAGAGGUGGUGGUAGGGGAGGGUAUGCUUACCCCCCAGACUAUUAUGGCUACGAGGAUUACUACGAUUAUUAUGGUUAUGAUUACCACAAUUACCGUGACGGAUACGAGGACCCCUACUACGGCUAUGAUGACUAUCAGGCUCCCGUUAGAGUAAGAGGGGGCAGAGGUGCCUGGGGCGCAUCUCCAGCCAGAGGCCGAGGCGGUGCAGGCGCUUUCAGGGGCAGAGGUGGCUUCUCACCGCGUGGUGGUCCAGGAUCAAGCAGAGGAGGUGGGCGAGGUGCCAGAGGAGGUGUGCAGCAGAGAGGCCGCGGCGGGGUACGUGGUGCAAGGGGUGGCCGCGGUGGAAAUGUAGGAGGAAAGCGCAAAGCUGAUGGGUACAACCAGCCAGAUUCCAAGCGGCGCCAGACCAAUAAUCAGAACUGGGGCUCUCAACCCAUUGCUCAGCAACCGCUCCAAGGUGGUGAUCGUUCUGGUAACUAUGGUUACAAAUCUGACAACCAGGAGUUUUAUCAGGAUUCUUUUGGGCAACAGUGGAAGUAAAACAUUAGGGCUUUUUUUUAGACGCUUGAUCUGAUUAGCUGUAAAUCCAUACAGUUGCCUCCCUUUUUUCCAAUUUGGUGACAUCUGGCAAGUUUUGUCUUGUAUAUAUUUUCAUAAUCCGCUUGGAUUCGAACCGUAGAUACAAUCCCACCUGCUUCUGGCGAACUGGUAAAUUUUUUACAAAGUUGAUUGUGAUUUCCAUAAUGUUUUGACAAUUUGCAAUCAUGUGCUUCAGCUCUCUAUUUGGCUAUAGUAGUAUUAUGUAUGUUUUUAUCAAUUCUGGUCUCCAUGUCUUAAGUAGCUAACAGCAACAACGCUUAUGUCUCUUAAACAUGUAGCCUCGCUUUUUAAAACAAAUGAAAUUACAAUUUGUAUGUUACAGAAGGUAAUUCUAGGAAAUAGCUUGUCUUGUUAAAAAAAAAAAAAAAAAAAGAUGAAAAAAAGGGACUAGUCCUAUUUUUUGCCUUUACAUUUUGGCUUGUAUUCUUUGCUGUUUGUCUGCUUUAAUAAACAUACACGCACAAGUGUACAAAACUUCAAAUUGUGUUGCAAAUUCAUGUUUCGGCAAAUUCUCUCUUUAAAUUGCCUUCAAAUUUAAGGCUCCUUGUGGAAGAAAAGGACUAAAGGUUUGCCUAUUUUAGCCACAUGCUGCAACGUCACUUUUGCAUGCCAUCAAAUUUUUUAUCACAUAGUUCAGCAGUCGGCAUAUUUCCACAAUUCAAGUGUUACGUAUGUGUAGAGACACUCCAUCAGUAUUUUUUAAUUAAAAGCCAUAUCUCAAACAUUCUGCUGUCAAUUUGAUUUCACAAUUUUUUGUAGCCCAAAUUAAAUGGAUUUUCAUUAAAGAAAUGCCAUGAAAAUAAGUGACAUCUUUCUCUGAUGGCCACUUCAAAUCUGUCCCGUUGGCUAUUAAGAAAGCACAAUUUGUGAAGCUUUUCUUGUCCCAGAAGGAUCUAUAUAGUCAUUGGUAGCCUUAACACUGAUCUUGCAUGUUUCUCAAAAAAUCCUAAUUGAGCAAUGGUGGGAAAUAAUUGGCAUGCAUAGACUGUCUGUAUGUAGUGCUUGUAGUUUGGCCAUAAACCCUAAUCUUUCCACAUCCCAACUACUUAACUUGUCUCCUUUUAAAGAACACAGCAAAGCCACUGUUCUGCAUGACCUUUUCCUAAAGGCAUAGACUUGUUGCAUGUGAAGUUGAAAGGUGUGGAAGUCGGGGGAAUGCUUACAAGAGUGUUUGUCUUUAAUGUGCAGUAGCCUGUUUUCUGUAGUUACAUGUGUUUAGAUGUUAUGUGGUCUUCUGUUGUGAUCUAUCUUCUAAUUGCAUCCUUUUGUUACCUGACUAGCAGGGAAAAGGGG
Molecule: messenger RNA, 10936 nt
Organism: Coregonus sp. 'balchen'
Lineage: Eukaryota; Metazoa; Chordata; Actinopteri; Salmoniformes; Salmonidae
Source: the annotation of a GenBank genome assembly